Polistes canadensis is the source of this 2927-nucleotide messenger RNA. RefSeq names its product Hermansky-Pudlak syndrome 5 protein homolog (gene pink). Gene Ontology annotation, cellular component: cytoplasm. Gene Ontology annotation, molecular function: protein binding. The record is from RefSeq and is a predicted model, not a curated record. Lineage: Eukaryota; Metazoa; Arthropoda; Insecta; Hymenoptera; Vespidae. The coding region runs from base 129 to 2855 and encodes 908 amino acids. The transcript has 6 exons. Gene Ontology annotation, biological process: developmental pigmentation.
UAUACAUCAUACACAGAUAAAAGUGAUAUUGUGUUCCUAGAUUAAAGAGCUUUUUGUUUUUUUUUUCUAAUUAACAUCUAUUACAUUAGAAAAAUUAAUAUUAUUAAAUAAAAAACAUUGCUUAGAUUAUGCAGGAAUUUUCUCAUAUAUUGUCAGAAUGCGAAGAAAUAAAUCAAGUGUUACACAAGCCUAUAAAUUCGACACAAAGAAUUAAGUACACAUGCCUUAAUGUUUCACAAAAUUAUAUUAUACUUGGAUCAACCAGUGGAAGCAUUUACCUUUUUAACCGAGAACCAUGUGCCUUUCAACAAUUAAUACCUUUAUCGGAAGGUAUUGUUUCUCUUGUUUCUAUAUCACCUGAUGAAAAAAUCAUAGCAUUAGCCACUACACGUGGAAUCGUGUGUUUAGUUACUUUAAAGCCGACUAUUAAAUUAGUUGCAACAUCUAACGAACAUGCUUAUGAAAAGAUUACAUGCCUCUGUUGGAACGAUAAUAGUUCAGAAAUAUAUGUUGGUGAUGGUACGGGCAAAGUUUCUGUUAUCAUAUUAUCUGUUUUCACGGUUAAUGGAAUGUUUCAAUCACCAUCCCAUAUAUUAAUGAAUUUAGAUUCUAGUAUUGUACAGUUAAAUUUUUCUUCCUCUCUUUUAUUAAUAUCAACUUUAACACGUUGCUACAUAUGUGAUACAGUCCAUGAACAAUAUAAACAAAUAGGUAAUAAAGGAAGAAAUGGAGAAUUUGGUGCAUGCUUUUAUAAAAUGUCAGUUGAACAAAAUGUUAAAACUUCGACUGUUAAAAAAGGACAAGAUCUUGGUAGAAAGAAAAGCUCGUUCAGUCUCAUAUCAGAAGGUAAUAGCGAAAUGUCAGAAUUAACUUCAAUGAAAAUUUUUUGCGCCCGACCUAGUUCAAGAUUUUGGGAAAUAUCUGCUAAUGGUGUGGUAUUAAAAACUCAUCAAUUCAAAGAAUUAUUAGCCGUACCACCGAUGAAAAUUCAUAGAAUAAUAAAGGAAGAAUUGGAACAAAAAAAGAAUAUUAAUCAAACAUGGACUUCACAAUCAAUUAAUUUUCCUCAAUUAUUUGUUAUCGCUUCUAAGUAUUUGUUUUCUUAUACGUUUAAUGGCUUAUAUAUUCUUGAUCCUGUGAAUCCAAAUAUAGUACUAUGGAAUAAUGAAUUUACAAAUAUAACUAUGGUAGAUGUCAUAGACAAUAAAAUCUAUUUGAUGAUCUCCGAUAAUGAGUUCCAUUGUUUAACACUUUAUACGCUUGAUGAAUUAAUAUUGCACUUGUAUUAUACUAACCAGUAUUAUGAUUGCCUAGAAACAUGUAUUACAUACAAAUCUCAACUAUUGAAAUUAAUUAACGAUCAAAAUAUAGGUGACAUCUACAAUAUUGAAACGAAUCAAAGACAAAAAUUAGAGAAUGAUGAAAUAUCAGUAUUAUUGCAACCAUUAAUUUCUAUAUUGAAAUCAAAUUUAAAUCUUAAUCCUAUCAAAUUAGAAUCUGGCAUUGUUGUAGUCAACUCAGGAAACUUGAAAACAAAAUUUACCGAAGAUCAACAAAAUAAAUUAACAACGCAUCAACAAAUAUCAUCGUCUUCUGAAUCUAUUACUCAAAUAUCCUCUGUACAAAAUACAUCAUCGAAAAUUAAAAAUAUAUUAGAAAUAAACUCCGACUUGUCGUUAAAUGAAGAUUUAAUUAGAAAGAUACAAAAUGAUAUUGAAGCUGUAUGUAUAUUAUCUAGCAGCAUAAAAACCUCAACAACUGAGAAAGAGUUUGAAAAGUUUAUUCUUGACAUACGCAAGGAAAUGAACAAUAUAGAACGUUUACAAAAAACUAUACCUCACUAUAAAGAUUUGGCAUAUGAUAUAAUACAAAAUGCCAAAAUUAAUUGUACCAAAACAUUUUUAACAAAUGUAUCGAUAGAGUUAUUACGUACUACAAUGAAUGCCAUCAUUACAGAUCAUUUUAUGGGUGCUUUCGUUCUUAUAAAUAUAUCUAAUUAUAAUGAAUGUACAUGCGGUUUUCCAUUACCAACGGAUCGUCAAAUAAAAGAGCCUAGCUUUUUAGAAAUUGGCAAAGCUCUUUUAGACAAAUUUGUAAAUAAAAGUACAGACAAAUGUAUAUAUUUAUGUAACAGAGUACCUUAUAUGUGGAGAGAAUAUAUAACUUUAUACAUGAAACAACAAUAUGCCAUAGAAGAUAUAUUAAAUCAAUGCCUUUUAACUGGAGACAUCGUUACAUUGUCAAUUAUUUUACCUAUGUUGGAUGCAAACCAAUGGAAAUUGAUUACAAAGUAUCUCAAAAUAAUGAACGACAAAAAGUGUCUCUCUUGCGAACAAUUAAUAACGUUAAAAACUAACAUUUCAUCUAUCAAUUGGAACGGAAUAAUAUUAGAAGUUAUGAAGAAGGACGGUCCGGAUACAGCUAUGGUGUUUUUAAAAAAAUUAGAAACAUUAAUUCCUUUCCAAACGUUUGACAAAAGUAUAUUUCAGUCUUUAAUAUUUACGAAAAUUUUACAUCAUCAUGGCUUGCAAUUGGCAGUAAAUUUUAACAAGUGCAAUUCUGAUGUACAUGGAUACAAUACAAUGUGUUCCACAAAGAUUAAAGAUCAAUUAAUAGAGGUAUUAAAAAAAGAUAUAGCACGAAUCGAUAAUAAAAAUAUAUUAAGUACUGGUGCUCAUCAUUGGGGAAUGCGAUAUAAAUCUAAGAAUAAGUCAUUGACGUGUCCAUGUUGCACCCUUUCUCUCCAAACAUCAGUUCUUUUAGAUAACAAUGGUAUAGCAAUUUUUCCUUGCGGUCAUACAUAUCAUGUCGUUUGUAUGAUAGAAAAGAAACUCAGUAAAUGUAAUCUCCACUGAUAAUACAUAAAAAAAAAAACAAAUAUAUAUAUAUAUAGAUACAUAUAUACGAGGUAUACACAAAAUAGUAAA